AUGGAGUCCGUUAUGACAGAAAAAUCAAGCGAUAGGAUUAAUAAUGCUUUGGCAACACUGAGGAGCGAAAUGCUUGACCUCAGACAACAAGAUAUCAAGUUGAUGAAGCAACUUGUGUCCAUCAAUGAUAGCAUCAAGUCAUUGACUAAACGGAGAUCAAACCCAGGCAGACCAAUGAAAAAGAAAUUUUCCUUAGUUAAAGGACGACGAAAAUUCAUCAAUCUGAAUGAAUCUAUUCCCGAAGAAGAUUCCAGUUCAGACAGCGAUGAUAGUCUGUGCAGUACCGAGAAUGACAUGUAG
Molecule: messenger RNA, 300 nt
Organism: Ylistrum balloti
Lineage: Eukaryota; Metazoa; Mollusca; Bivalvia; Pectinida; Pectinidae
Exons: 2
Coding region: 1-300 (99 amino acids)
Source: RefSeq, a predicted model, not a curated record